Messenger RNA from Oppia nitens, 1097 nucleotides. RefSeq names its product ribosome biogenesis protein BRX1 homolog. Gene Ontology annotation, molecular function: rRNA binding. Bases 122 to 1072 code for a protein of 316 amino acids. Gene Ontology annotation, cellular component: nucleolus. The record is from RefSeq and is a predicted model, not a curated record. Lineage: Eukaryota; Metazoa; Arthropoda; Arachnida; Sarcoptiformes; Oppiidae. Gene Ontology annotation, biological process: rRNA processing; ribosomal large subunit assembly. The transcript has 5 exons.
UAUAUUUAUAUACACACGUGUUGUACGAUAUAUAAUGUUCUGGUAUUUAAAGUAUUGACUAAAACAUUGAAUUGUUUUAUGUUUUGAAUGAUAACAUAGAUAUCUAUUGACCACUAAUAAGAUGGCGAAGAAGUCAAAUAAGAGGAAACUAAAGACAGAAAUAAAAGCAAAAAAUGUGACAAAAGAGCCGGAAGUGGAAGUGUUGGAUGCCAUCAGAUAUUCAGAUGAACCGCCAAUUAAAAAGACCAAAUGGCUUAACAAACAACGAGUCCUUGUGUUGGCCACUCGUGGCAUCACUUAUAGGGACAGACAUCUAAUGAAUAACAUUAAGCAAAUGCUUCCGCACUCAAAAUCUGAGCCGAAAAUGGAGGCAAAAGAUUUGCAUUUAGUGGUCAAUGAGAUCUGCGAAAUGAAAAACUGCAAUAAAAGCAUAUUCUUCGAGAACCGAAAGCGCAAAGACUUAUAUAUGUGGAUAUCAAAUGUACCGAACGGCCCGUCGGCCAAGUUUUUAGUGGAAAAUGUCCAUACAAUGCAAGAAUUGCGAAUGACUGGCAACUGUCUAAAAGGAUGCCGACCUCUACUAUCAUUUGAUCCCAUGUUUGACAAACACAUUCAUUAUUCACUUCUUAAAGAGAUGUUUAUUCAGAUUUUCGGGAUUCCAAACAAUCAUCCGAAAAGUCAACCAUUUUUCGAUCACGUCUUAUCAUUCAAUAUAUUAGAUCAUAAGAUAUGGUUUCGUAAUUAUCAGAUCGUAGAAGAGGAUGGCUCUCUUGCAGAGAUCGGACCUCGUUUUGUGCUAAAUCUUAUUAAAAUAUUUGACUCGAGUUUUAGCGGUCGUAUACUUUAUAGUAAUCCCAAUUAUGUGUCACCAAAUAGACAUCGCCGUCAACUCAAGAAUAUGGUGUCAAACAAAUAUAAAGAUAGGAUUUCGGCCAAAAAGGGCAGAGAAAAUAGAGAACCGAAAGGCACUUCUUAUGCAGACGUUGACCAAAACGAUGAUAUCUUCAAUACGAUAACACCUGAAGUGGCCAAAGGUGUGGCUAAAAAUGUUUUUCGUAGAAAUAAAGAUUAAACUAAUUAUACUUUAAAUCAAAUUU